This is a messenger RNA of Pseudovirgaria hyperparasitica, 1086 nucleotides long. RefSeq names its product porphobilinogen deaminase. Bases 1 to 1086 code for a protein of 361 amino acids. The record is from RefSeq and is a predicted model, not a curated record. Gene Ontology annotation, molecular function: hydroxymethylbilane synthase activity. Gene Ontology annotation, biological process: heme biosynthetic process. The transcript has 2 exons. NCBI's taxonomy places the organism in Eukaryota, Fungi, Ascomycota, Dothideomycetes, Acrospermales, Acrospermaceae. Gene Ontology annotation, cellular component: cytoplasm.
AUGGGCACCCGGCGGUCAGCAUUAGCACGAAUGCAAACAACAAUUACGGAGCGUGCCCUGCGUGAAGCAUGGCCAGGUCGGACAUAUGAGACCGUGGCUAUCGACACCAAUCUCGGCGACGCGGACAAGAAGACGGCGCUGCAUGAAAUGAACGCAAAGAACUUGUGGACACAUGAGCUCGAAGUCCUCCUCGACCAGGGAAAGCUGGACCUCAUUGUUCACUCUCUGAAGGGCAAGAUUGCACCUAACAUGCCCACCCAGCUCCCCCAAAACAUGAAAAUUGGCGCGAUCCUCCCUCGCGCGGACGCCCGUGACGCCGUAAUAAUUCACCCAAAAUACGCUGAAACUCACAAGACCCUCGCCACCCUUCCUGAAGGUUCUGUCAUUGGUACAUCCUCCCUCCGUCGUUCUGCACAACUCAAGCUGCGCUAUAAGCACCUCAAAUUCGCCAACCUGCGCGGUAACGUCGGUACACGACUCGCCAAACUCGAUGCGCCAGACUCAGAAUACGCGGCCAUCAUCCUGGCUGCUGCCGGUAUACUUCGGCUGGGUUUGGGAAACCGGAUCUCGAGUAACCUGAGUAGCAACCCGGACGAAGGCAAUGUACUACAUGCAGUUGGCCAAGGCGCGAUCGGGAUUGAGAUUAAAAGCGAGGACAUAGCGACUCAGAAAUUACUAGAGAAGAUACAGUGUCCAUGGACCACCAAGGCGUGCCUCGCGGAGCGCAGCUUGAUGAGGACACUAGAGGGUGGGUGUAGUGUACCCAUCGGGGUGGAAACGAGUUGGCGAAAGGUCAAAGAUGGCGUUGCAACCGGUGUCCAGCCUGCAGCCGACUAUGAUCACGCCGGGGCUGCGGUGCAGGGAGAGAGUCGAUUCACGGACGAUCUAACAAUGAAGGCGAUUGUGGUGGGCCUAGAGGGCGAGGAGUCUGCGGAAAUCCAGCUGACAAAGAAGGUUGCAACGAAUCAUGAUGCGGAGGAGUUCGGGAUUGAGGCCGCGAGGCUCUUGGUCGAAAAAGGUGCUGAUAAGAUUUUACAAAAGAUCGUCCUAAACAGGCGCAUUAUAGAGGAGCAAGGCGGUGCUUAG